CUCAGAUACUGCCUGAAGGAAGGUGAGAAACAGCAACAUUCGAAUCCCAGUAUCAAGAGCAAGAGAAAAGGACACAGCAGUCAUGCAAUACUUCAGCGCCAUUAGCCUUUUGGCCUUCCUUCCCUUCGCAUUCGCGUCUGACUCUCCACCUAAGCAAAUAUUAGAGCUCUGCAAGCAAAGAGGUCAAGUCCCUCAGCAAGAAGAUGGAAAAUGGAAAUGUGCCACUGUCCAGACUUCCGACAUCUGCAACCCUGACCAGGAUCUGAAUACUUUACACAAGGAUCCCAAGACAGGUCAGUGGAUCUGCUGUCCUCGAGGGCAAGAUUUAAAGCAGGACUCUUGCGUGCAACCCGGAGGGAAGGGUGACCAAAUCCCUAUUCCACUCCCUGGAACCUGUGGGACUCAUCUCAAGGACGCCGGGCUAGAAAGCCUUCUUCGGGAAACUCUGGUGCGCUGUUUCCCUCACGACCAGGUAGCCUUGGACGUGUUCAUCGAGUACUACCUCACCGUUCUCAACGGAAAUAUCAACCUUAUCGAGGUCAUCAUUAAGAAUGGCUGUGGCAAGCCUACACCAAACCCUGACCCGAUUCCUAACUGGAAGUGUCCGCGGGACAACUCGCCGUGUAAAUGGCUUCCCUUGGAGAACAACAAAGUUCGAAAAAACCUACCGGCAACAGGCUCUGAUCACAAGGUCUUACCCAAUCCAAACGUACCCGUGGUGAACUACAAGUAUCCCUUUGACACGUGGGUAGUGGGGUGGCCCGAUGAUGAUCUAAGUAUUUAUGUCAAGGAUCAGAAGCUCCAGCCACAAGCGUCCGGGACAAGCUAUUUGAUUCCUGCUGGAACAUCGGCGGAUGAUGUGUACUACAAAUCCCCCAAAGGAGCUCAAAUCCAGUUCUUUGGAGCCUGUUCAGCAGAUACACCCUGCAUAGGCGAAGAAGUAGCAGCCUGGAAUGAAGGGAAGCCACUGUACACAACUGCUCGGGAUCAAGAUAUUGACGUCAGCGGUUACGACUUCGAUCUUGUUUUCACCAUUGCAGAUACUUGGGUCACCACAGAACAGUAUACGGUUCUCGCAGAUGGUAAAGAGGUUGGUAAGACGCAUGGCCCACUGAGCCUCGGCGAUGAUAAAUAUAAUACGAAACAUAUCGCCUCCACUGUUGAUGUUGGCCGUUAUGACGCCGGGGCCUUGAAGAGUAUCUCUAAUGCUGGAUUCUGGGGUUCAUUCCGAAUUCCUAAAGAAACCAAGAAAGUAACCGUGCGCCUCGGAGCCUGCGACAGUAUAAACCACGGAUACUUUGUUUUUGAGUAUCGGAUGGAUAAGCUCUGUCAAUGCUAAGGCAUGACAUUCUAAACGAGCCACACCGUAGUAAUAAAGUCGGAUUUUUACGACAAAGAUCAACGAGGACUGUUAGGGUCUAUUGAUGGUCUUAAAAGGAAUAGCCCUAAGCAUUCUGAAGAUGGCUUCCGUAUGUAAAGGGUUAACUGGUAAGGCAAGGGAUUAGGCAUAAAAGGCUUUUUAAGUGUAUGCAUUAUAGUCUGCG
Molecule: messenger RNA, 1544 nt
Organism: Pseudogymnoascus verrucosus
Lineage: Eukaryota; Fungi; Ascomycota; Leotiomycetes; Thelebolales; Thelebolaceae
Exons: 6
Coding region: 83-1339 (418 amino acids)
Source: RefSeq, a predicted model, not a curated record